Messenger RNA from Boeremia exigua, 1416 nucleotides. Its product is annotated as ketopantoate reductase PanE/ApbA-domain-containing protein. NCBI's taxonomy places the organism in Eukaryota, Fungi, Ascomycota, Dothideomycetes, Pleosporales, Didymellaceae. The transcript has a single exon. Gene Ontology annotation, biological process: pantothenate biosynthetic process. Gene Ontology annotation, cellular component: cytoplasm. The record is from RefSeq and is a predicted model, not a curated record. The coding region runs from base 334 to 1353 and encodes 339 amino acids. Gene Ontology annotation, molecular function: 2-dehydropantoate 2-reductase activity.
CUCCAAUCUCUCAAGUCAAAGCUCAUAAUGUAUGCGGCUGACUGUGAAACACUGAUACUGCAAUGAGGUUUGUUCGGUACGGCCCAAUAAAGUAUAGAGUCGCUACAAUGCUCAACGUCGCGCGUCAAUGUACCGAGGCUAAACUCCGCAUUUCCGUGUAUCGAUAAGAUGACGAGCACGACAUCGCAGCUCCCAGCUCCUCUGUGUCAGUACUGUCAAUCGGCAGCAGAAAGACGAGGAUUCAGGUAGCCCUUCUCGAGCUACGGACCGAAAAUCUCGCUCGGAUCAGCAACAGUUGUCCCUCGCCAGGAUUGCGUCAUUACAGCCGUCCUCAUGUCCACGAACAUCCUCAUAGUAGGCGCCGGCGCAAUCGGCGCCUUCUACGCCUCACGCCUCGCCCUCGUCCCUGGCCUCUCCGUCUCCGUAGUCUGCCGCUCAAACUACAAAGCCGUCAAAGCAAACGGCUUCCAAAUAACCUCCCCGCAAUACGGCGACUACACCUUCACCCCCACCCACACCUUCGCCAACCCCGACGAAGCCCGCGCCUCCAACACCCCCUGGCACUACAUCGUCGUCGCCACCAAAGCCCUCCCCGACGUCUCCGACGACUCCACAAUCCUCGCCGGCCUCGUCACCCCCGCCACCGCAAUCGUCCUCAUCCAAAAUGGCCUCGGCGUCGAAGCCCCGUACGUGGCUCGCUUCCCAGACACCCCCAUCUGCAGCGCCGUGACAAUCGCAACCUGCGCGCAGCCAUCCCACGGCAAAAUCGUCCACAACCGCUGGACCCGCAUCACCAGCGGCCCGUACCUGCCGCACCUAGACACGGGCAGCGCGCGCCCCACUGACGCGGCCGCCACAUCCGCGAACACCGGGUUCAUCGAGGCGCUGCUAAAAGGCGGCAUCAAAGACGCGCUCGCCUACUCCCACGCCAAACUGCAGCUCACGCGCUGGCACAAGAUCGCGAUCAACGCGUCCAUGAACCCGUCGUCGGUGCUCGCAGGCAGCGUGCCCAACGCCGCCAUGGCGGCGGACCCGGAGCUCGCGCUGCACCUGGCCGGCGUCAUGCAGGAGAUUCUCGACACCGCGCCAAAGGUGCUGGGGCAGCCGAUGCCGGCCGAGUUUGCCACCCCGGCGGCGAUUCUGGCGAGUACACGCAAGAACACGAGUGGCAGCCGGCCGAGCAUGGCGGUGGAUUGGGAGCAGGGGAGAAGACUGGAGAUUGAAGUCAUUCUAGGGAAUCCGAUUAGGAUUGCGCGGGAGAGGGGGCUGGAGAUGCCGCGGUUGCAGACGCUGUAUGCGUUGGUCAGGAUGGCGCAGGAGGUGCGGGAGAAGGAGAAGGAGGCGAAGUUAUGAGCGGGCGGGCGAUCUGGUUCAUGUGUAUCACGGUUUGAGAUGGUGAGUUGGAAUAGGUAUAAG